Botrytis fragariae is the source of this 1614-nucleotide messenger RNA. Its product is annotated as putative neutral amino acid permease protein. Gene Ontology annotation, molecular function: amino acid transmembrane transporter activity. Gene Ontology annotation, biological process: amino acid transmembrane transport. NCBI's taxonomy places the organism in Eukaryota, Fungi, Ascomycota, Leotiomycetes, Helotiales, Sclerotiniaceae. Gene Ontology annotation, cellular component: vacuolar membrane. The coding region runs from base 1 to 1614 and encodes 537 amino acids. The record is from RefSeq and is a predicted model, not a curated record. The transcript is spliced from 3 exons.
AUGGCGAUAAAUAAAGAAUCCCCAGUCAUGUCUUCAGGAAACAAUUCAAAUAACGAUGUCAACGAUAAAUCUAGAGCAGAAUAUAUUAGCGAAGAUCAAGCUCCUUCCACGGAAUACAAAAAAGUCAGUUGGCGCAGUACAUGGGGAUUUGGUCCCGUAACCAUUGGUCCCAGAAUUGGUCCAGUUUUGCCACAUCUUCGUCUAGAUGCCGAUGCAUCAAGUCUCAGCGGUGACAGUGGAAAGGACCUUUUGAGCCAGCAGAUUGAAGCCGAAGCAGGUUCUGCCAUCAAAUAUCGUAGUUGCAGCUGGCAAAAGACUGCGGCUCUUCUUUUCUCAGAAUAUAUCUGUUUAGCAAUUAUGUCCUUCCCAUGGUCUUACUCGGUUUUAGGACUUGUACCAGGUCUCAUUUUGACUGCGGUUGUCGCAUUCUUGGUCCUCUAUACAUCCCUCGUUUUAUGGGAAUUCUGUAUGCGUCAUCCGGAACUUAGAGAUGUUUGUGAUGUUGGACAGAUGCUUUUUGGUGGAAGAUGGGCAUGGCAUGCUACUGCUAUCAUGUUUCUUUUGAAUAAUACCUUUAUUCAGGGUCUUCAUGUUUUGACUACUGCAAAAUACUUGAAUACUAUCACCAAUCACAGUCAAUGUACAGUAGUAUUUGCCGUUGUUGCAGCUGUAAUCUGUUGGGUUUGUUCCGUUCCAAGAACCUUCAGCGCUCUAUCAUGGUUGGCCACAUUAUCCGCAAUUUUCACCUUCAUCUCCGUUAUGCUCGCUACCAUUUUUGCCGGAAUCGAACCUCAUCCUCUCGGCUACAACCCCGAUCCUAACUCCAUCAUCGCAGCCACUGGUCUUGCUGGAGGUGCCCCUACCGUUACUGCAGUAAUGCUUAAGGGUACAACAUUUGUAAAUGGUUUCAAUGCCUUCCUCAACAUCUCCUACACAUUCAUUGGUCAAAUUACCAUCCCCUCCUUCAUGGCCGAGAUGAAAAACCCCGCCGAUUUCCCCAAAGCUCUUUGGGCUGUUACCAUUGCCGAAGUCAUUGUUUUCAGUUUGGUCGGUUCAAUUAUUUACGCUUUUACUGGAAACCAAUACAUGUCAGCUCCAGCCUUUGGAUCUUUAGGAAAGAAGUUAUACGUCGAUAUUUCCUUUUCUUUCAUGAUUCCAACGCUCAUUUUCCUCGGAGUUCUCUAUGCUUCCGUCUCUGGCCGCUUCCUUAUCAACCGUGUCUUCCAUAACAACAAGAGACAUCUUCAUGAAAAUACCAUGAAAGGCUGGGUAGUCUGGAUUGCCAUCUUGGCUGCAACUUGGGUUGGUGCCUUCAUUAUCGCCGAAGUUAUUCCGUUCUUCUCCGAUCUUCUAUCUUUGAUGUCCUCCCUCUUCGAUUCCUUUUUUGGUUUUAUUUUCUGGGGUGUAGCAUAUAUUAGAAUGAGACGUGUAGAUCAUGGAGCGGGAUGGAUCAGCAAGACGAGUAAGCUUGGAUUGAGUUUCAAUAUAUUGAUUAUAUUGAUUGGGUUAUUGUUUUUGACAGCAGGAACUUAUACGAGUGUUCAGAGUAUUGUGGAUGGGUAUAAUGCUGGAUCAUUCGGGGGUGCGUUUACUUGUGCUAGUAAUGGUAUUUAA